Siniperca chuatsi (mandarin fish) is the source of this 2421-nucleotide messenger RNA. Its product is annotated as tumor necrosis factor receptor superfamily member 11B-like. Lineage: Eukaryota; Metazoa; Chordata; Actinopteri; Centrarchiformes; Sinipercidae. The record is from RefSeq and is a predicted model, not a curated record. Bases 128 to 1327 code for a protein of 399 amino acids. The transcript is spliced from 8 exons. Gene Ontology annotation, molecular function: protein binding.
UUUACGCAGUGGAGAUGAGCGCUCGGAUAACGAAAUCCAACCCGGCCAUGAAACUGAUAGUGACAAACACUGGAGACCAGCAGCCAGGAGAGGACACCGCAGAGCACACAGACCAACACUGAGGAAGAUGCUCUUCACAGCUUCUUUUUCCUGGGCCUUCCAGCAGCAGGUCGUACCGCCGAAGUACCGUGACCCUGUGACUGACCUACUGUGCGACCAGUGCCCUCCUGGCACAGCUGUGAAACGACACUGCACUGCUGACACACCCACAGAGUGCCAGGCCUGUCCUGAGAAGCAUUUUGCUGAGAACUGGCACUGGGGGGAUACAUGCCAAUACUGCACCUCGGUGUGUAAGGAGAAGCAACUUGUCAAGCAGCAAUGCAACAGCACUCAUGACCAGCUGUGUGAGUGUGCUCCAGGUUUCCACCUAGUGGUAGAGUUUUGUAUCACACACAGUACCUGCCCACCUGGCAGAGGAGUGACAGCUUUAGGUACGCCGGUGAGUGACACUGUGUGUGAACGUUGCCCCGCUGGUCAUUUCUCCACUGGCGGCUCCUCCACAGAGUCAUGUCAGCCCCACAGAAACUGCUCAGAUUUGGGCUUGAAGACACUGAGAAGGGGCACGUCCACUUCAGACAGCCUCUGUGGCACUCAGGACAAGACGGCAACACUGGAGUGCUCUAAGCAUCACACUUUGUGCCACACUGAUGUGAACCUGUGUGAGGAGGCGGUCUUUCAGUCACUCUCCUCGCUGCGACUGUCCUCAGUGCCCCUGGAGCGGCUGUUGGAGAGUCUUCCCGGGCGGAGGGUGGAUCGUAAGAGCCUGGAGAAACUGAAGAAGGCCUGCUCUCCCCAGCAGCAGGUCCUCCAGCUGCUGCGACUGUGGAGGGAGCAGAACAAAGACCAGGACAAGCUGUACGGCAUCAUACAAGGUGUGAACCACUGUGAGAGGAAAGUGUCCCGCUGCAACGGCCUGAAAAACCUGACCCUAGAUGACCUCCUGAAGGUCACCAACAGCCUGCCAGGGGUCAAAGUUCAGCAGGAGGAUGUCCAGGCCGUGGUCUCUACCUGCCUGCCCAGUCAGUAUAUGCUGCAGCUUCUACACCUCUGGAAGACAGCAAACUAUGACCUGGAUCUAGCCAAAGGUCUCUCUCACAGUCUGAGGGUGAUGCGCAGCCAGGGGGCACCACGCUAUCUGCUGAAAGGCCUGAAGAAGAUCAGCCGCAUCAUAGGAACCACCUCUGCGCACAAGAUGUACGAGAAGAUGUUUGUUAGUAUGCUCCAGGAUGAGUCGUGUUUUAAGGAACAUAAGCCAUUAAAUGAAUAGGGAUUUGGGAGGUACAAACAGGAAUAUAUGCUAUCUAAGCAUGAAACAAGACACUAAUGUGUUGUCAGAUAGUGAACACACAAACAUAAAAAGACAUACACUUAACAGACAUGGGUCACAUGAUAAUGUCAGGUCUUUAAGAUAUCACUAAAUGAUAUCAAACUAAGUGCCUAGAGGUAUUUUGUCUAACUGUAACAUAAAGGCAAGAUGGGAAGCUAAAUUCUCUUUGCCUCUCUGAUUUUCUAUCAAAACCCAAUACCAAAAUAAGGAUGUUUUGAUUAUAUGAGGUAACAAGGGAUGCUAAUAACAUCACCCUCAGUCCACUGUAUCUGUCUGCAGUGAUGAAUCUAAUAAGCCUUAAAAGAAAUUCAAAAAAAGGAUCACACAUCUGUGUACUCCAGGCAAACUAAAAAAAAAAAAAAAAAAAAAAAAAGGAAAGUUUCCUGGGAACUUUUUGACCGGAGUCUGUGAAAAAUGAAAAACUAUUUAAGAUGUAAAUAGCACACUAUUUUAUGGAAGAAAGGCUGGCAGAUGUUGUGUUUUUAUUAUUAUUGCUUUCUCGCUGAUUGAGAGGAAGGAUUUGGUUUCAUAAUGAAAUACAUGUAUUUUCUACAGUUUUCCUUUGUUUGUUUGGUUUGUUCAGGACUGCUGGCAAGUAAAGCUCAUCUGAUUUUUUUUUUUUUAAGUUGUCAGCUUUAUGAAUGUACAAAGGAGUGCAAUGUGUUUUUCUAUUUAAAAAAAAUAUUUCUGAAUAUGUAAAGGCUUGUUUUUAUUACUUUAUCAGAAAUACUGGAUUCCAAAUGCUGCAAGUUAAUGAAGUGAUAUUUGUUUUAUAUUUUGUUUUAUCACUUUUAUAUUAAAUGUAUGAUCUUUAUUGUAUAUAUGCCUGACUGAUCCUCUUUAAGCGUGUGUAACUUGUGAACACUAAUGUCAAAUGAUCUGAUUAAAAUCAGUUUGUAAUGUUCGACUUCUGCUGUGAUUCAAAAACUCAGAUCUCUUUUCAUGUUUAAAACAACGUUAGCCAAUAGGAACCUGGCUGACUUCCACCAAUCACUGGCCAAGAACUAAUAAAUCUUUGUUGACUUGACUAAACA